Molecule: messenger RNA, 387 nt
Organism: Fusarium musae
Lineage: Eukaryota; Fungi; Ascomycota; Sordariomycetes; Hypocreales; Nectriaceae
Exons: 2
Coding region: 1-387 (128 amino acids)
Source: RefSeq, a predicted model, not a curated record
AUGACUAUCGGGGGUUUCUUUGACUUUGACAAGCCUGAAUAUGCGCAUCGCAUAUCCUACUACGACACAGACCGUCUCCGUAAGCAGGAGGUCAUCAAAACCCCUGGGAUAAUCAGCUCCCACAUCAGAGGUUGGGGUGCCGUCGCAUGCCCUGGAGGCACCCUCGUGCUCAGUGCGAUCGCAAUCCGUCGUGUUUACGUAGCAGAGUCGCAGCUGAAUCUCAUCCGUGCAGAGCUCGAGAAACGAGAUGUUCCUCUGCAUAAACUACAGAAGCGAGAUAUCUUGAUCCCCUUGGGAGCAUGCGCUGCGGGAAUGGACGUUGGUCAUGUGUUUGAUCAAGCUGCUAUUCAUGUCACACACACCUGUGCUGAAUGGAGUCUUAUUUAG